AUGAGGACGUAUAAAGGAGAGAAAAUCGAAGACUGGAUCGAUGGGGCAAUCCAGGUCGACAACGAUUACCAAGAAUACAAACGCCACGACAACUACCGACGAGGAUUCGUAGUGAAAGGACAAAGGUCCAAUACCAAAAAACAGAGGCAACCAUACUACGGACCGAUGCCAAUGGACCUUAACCAAGUCCAGAAGAAACGAGGAACGACCCAAGGUAAAGACACAAAACAAGGCAGGAAGCCCAAUGGGCUAAGGAACCAAGGAAACUACUAUAAUUAUGGAAAGCCUAGUCACUACGCAAGAGAAUGCAAGUCCCCAAAGAAACAGGCGAAUCAGGCAGAACCCCAGAAAAAGAAUUAG
Messenger RNA from Fonsecaea pedrosoi CBS 271.37, 360 nucleotides. RefSeq lists its product as uncharacterized. The record is from RefSeq and is a predicted model, not a curated record. The transcript has a single exon. NCBI's taxonomy places the organism in Eukaryota, Fungi, Ascomycota, Eurotiomycetes, Chaetothyriales, Herpotrichiellaceae. The coding region runs from base 1 to 360 and encodes 119 amino acids.